This is a messenger RNA of Cornus florida, 2062 nucleotides long. RefSeq lists its product as uncharacterized. The coding region runs from base 226 to 1917 and encodes 563 amino acids. The record is from RefSeq and is a predicted model, not a curated record. The transcript has 16 exons. Lineage: Eukaryota; Viridiplantae; Streptophyta; Magnoliopsida; Cornales; Cornaceae.
ACUCCUUCAUUGUUAUACUCCGUGCGUGUAAGCAAUUGAAAUUGAACCAAGUGCUUACACAGGUGUAAGAGAGAGCCCUAACAAACGUAGAGGACAAAAUUACCGGCGUUCAGCAAAGAAACGGACAAGCUGACUAAGCUUUGACACACAAAUCAGCAGUAAGACCAACUGAGUUUGUGAGCCACUGUGUGAGAGAGGAAGUGCGUCUGUGUGUGUGAGAGAGAAAUGUGGCGAAGAAACUUCAGCAGCAGCGCGACCUCCGCGCGGGCGUUGAAGGAGAAGAAAUGGGACGCGUUGGUGAUCGGCGGAGGCCAUAAUGGCCUCACCGCCGCCGCCUACCUCGCUCGCUCCGGCCUCUCCGUCGCCGUCCUCGAGCGCCGCCACCUCGUUGGUGGCGCCGCCGUCACCGAGGAACUCAUCCCCGGUUUCAAAUUCUCUCGCUGCAGCUACCUCCAAAGCCUCCUCCGCCCCUGCGUUAUCAAAGAACUAGAGUUAGCGAGACACGGAUUGAAGUUAUUGAAAAGGAGUCCUUCAUCAUUCACACCUUGUAUUGAUGGCCGGUAUCUUCUAUUGGGUCCUGAUAAAGAACUCAACCAUUCAGAGAUUUCAAAGUUCUCGAAACUGGACGCCGAUGCUUAUCCGAGAUACGAGAAUCAGCUGGAGAACUUCUGUAAAUUCAUGGAUCCGCUUUUGGAUUCGCCCCCUCCUGAAACUUUGCAAGGCGAAUUUUCUUUUAAUGUCAAGAUGAACGAAAAGAUAACGAAAUCAGUUUUUUGGACUCGUUGUAUGAGGCGGGCUCUUGCCUUGGGACAAAAAGAUAUUGUGGACUUUGUGGACCUCCUAGUGUCCCCUGCAUCGAAGGUCUUGAAUAACUGGUUUGAGGCUGAUGUUCUGAAGGCAACACUUGCAACGGAUGCCGUAAUAGGGACCACGGGGAGUGUCAAUACUCCUGGGAGUGGAUAUGUUCUGCUUCAUCACGUGAUGGGAGAAACUGAUGGUGAUCGUGGAAUUUGGUCGUAUGUUGAAGGUGGAAUGGGCUCAGUAUCUUUGGCUAUUAGUAAUGCUGCUAGGGAAGCUGGAGCUCAUAUUGUAACCAAUGCCGAGGUUUCGCAAUUGCUGAUUGUCAACUCCCGCAAAGUAAAUGGGGUUUUGUUGGCUGACGGGACACGGGUACAUUCUUCAGUUGUUCUGUCAAACGCAACGCCUGACAGAACUUUGGAAUUAGUGCCUAAAGGUGGUCUUCCUGAUUUUAUUCCCCAUACAUUUGAAAAUUUGAACUACGACUCUGGAACUACUAAAAUGAACUUAGCUGUUGAUGCAUUGCCUCAGUUCCGGUGUUGCAAGUUGAGACAUCCUGAUGUUGGUCCUCAACAUGUCGGUACAAUUCACAUUGGUUCUGAGAGUAUGGAAGAGAUUGACUCAGCAUGUCAAGAUGCUGUAAAUGGCUUACCAUCACGAAGACCUAUCAUCGAGAUGACAAUUCCUUCUGUUUUGGACAAGACUAUUUCUCCACCUGGUAAGCACGUGAUCAACUUAUUCAUUCAAUACACACCCUACAAACCCUCCGAUGGCAGCUGGGAAGAUCCUUCUUACAGAGAAUCAUUCGCCCAAAGAUGUUUUACGCUGAUUGAUGAGUAUGCCCCUGGCUUCAGCUCGUCAAUUAUUGGCUAUGACAUGUUGACUCCACCGGACCUUGAAAGGGAAUUUAGUCUGACAGGUGGGAAUAUCUUUCAUGGCGCUAUGAGAUUAGAUUCUCUGUUCCUCUUGCGACCUGUGAAAGGAUGGUCAAGUUAUAGGUGUUGGCUAACGGGAUUGUAUUUAUGCGGUAGUGGCACCCAUCCUGGAGGUGGUGUGAUGGGGGGGCCGGGGCGUAAUGCUGCAGGUAUUGUCCUGGAAGAUUUUAAGUCGCGGAAUUGACGCUUGGCUACCACACAUUAUGUUAGUGAUCGAGCACAGUUUCUCCAAUGAUCUAAACAUUUUGUCUUUUUUUUUUUCCUUCUUAUUUUGCCAUUUGAAUCUAGUUGUUUUUGUAUCUUAAUAAAGCAAGUGGUAAUUGACAUCA